Molecule: messenger RNA, 4006 nt
Organism: Poeciliopsis prolifica (blackstripe livebearer)
Lineage: Eukaryota; Metazoa; Chordata; Actinopteri; Cyprinodontiformes; Poeciliidae
Exons: 11
Coding region: 113-1354 (413 amino acids)
Biological process (GO): cell division
Molecular function (GO): protein binding
Source: RefSeq, a predicted model, not a curated record
CGUGUUGCAUGCCGCCUGCUGUUCGGAGUUCUUUAGCACGCGUAAUUUGGGAAAAGCUUUUUGAUUAAGGGGAAACAUUUAUUGCAACGAGCAACGAACGUUAUUUAUCAGUAUGGGAGGUCAGGCUAAGAACAAGAAGAAAAAUAAACCCAAGAGGAAGGACAACCGUCAAAACAGGGAUGGGGGAUUUGUUGAUUUGUCACCUCAAGAAAGGAUGAAAGUAAGAAUGCAUGAGAAAGCCAAGAAGAAGACAGCUGAAAAGUACUCAGUACAGCAACUACUAGAGAAGACUCAGGAUUACAUGGACAGUUUUGACUUUGAGAUGGCUGGCCUUUUCUGUCAGAGAGCUUUGGAUGUGGACUCCAACAACCUACAAGCUCUUGACAUGCUGGGACACAUUUGCUCUGAAUUAGGAGACAUGCAGAAAGCUAAAUCAGUGUUUCUCAGGGCAAUAGAACUGAGCCCGGAUGUUGGUCAUAGCAAAUACAUGUAUCUGGGACAAAUUCACACCGGCCAGGAGGCUGUGGACUACUACACAAGAGGAAUACAAGUUCUUCUGUCGGUUCUAGAGAAACAGGAAACAGAGGCUGGUGCCGCUGGAACAACGGAAGAGAACAACGAGGUCCCUUCAGGGAAGGAUGUCAGCGUGGCCUACUGCUCCCUGGCUGAGAUCUACUUAACAGACCUCUGCAUGGAGGAGGGAGCUGCAGACAAGUGCCGAGAGUUCAUUGAAAAAGCUUUACAGUAUCACCAUGAGAACCCAGAGGCUCUCCAGCUUAUGGCCAGUUACCUGUUUAGUACAGAGAGAAACCAGGAAGGGAAGGAAUACCUGUUGAAAAGUGUUGGGAUGUGGUUACCUGUGCAGAAGCAAAGUGCAGCUUCCUCUACAACAGAAGAAGAAACACAAAAUGAAAUCCCUCCGUACGAGUCUCGCAUCACCACAGCCAAACUGCUUAUCGAGUCAGAGGAGUAUGAGAUGGCGGUAGAUGUCUUGGAGGGUCUUCUGGAAGAAGAUGAUGAAGUUGUUCAGGUUUGGUAUCUGUCUGGCUGGGUGUGCUACCUCCAGUGGGACAAGGCAAAACAACACCAAGAAAGAGAAGGAAGUGAGGCAUCGGAGGAGAAUAAGGAGGAGUGGAAGGCUUUACAGGAUGCUGCAAGGUCGUACCUGACUAAUGCUAAAAAGCUGUACAAUAAGCUGCGAUGCGACGACCAGCCGAUGCUGGAGCAUGCAGAACAGCUGCUGGGUGAACUGGGAGGAGAAAUCGAGGAAGAAGAUGAAGACCCAGCCGAGGAUGACGACUACGAACCUUGCAGUGACGAUGAAGAGGAAGCCGAGGCCCCCAUGGAGCACUGACUGCACCCAUCAUGUUUUCCUUGAGUUUUUGUGCCCUCUUCAAAGUGCCUUUUUGUACUGGCUUUUCAAAGAUUAAAUUGAUUUGCACAAACAGAGAGGUAUAAAAAAAUCUACUCAAUCUCUUUCAGUUAAGUUGCUAAAUGCUUUUGUCGAAAUAAGUGCAUACUUGAGUAAUGCUUCCCUAAUCUUAUCGACAGAUGCCGAUGACAGAAAUUAGUUUUCAGAGGUUUAAUUCUCACCAGCAGCCCUUGAAUGCUUUACCUUCACUGCACACCCACACAGUUUUGAAUGAGCGGGAAUGUACCGCACGAACAUAACACAAAAACACAAAAGAAGCAUGUUAAUUACUCUAUUCCUUUUUCCUCAGCAAAACAAGCUGCUUUUCCCUCUAAGCAUUGUCAGAGAAGCCCAGUUAUUAACACUUCACGCUAUUUUUACAUGCGCUGUGAUUUUAAUGCCUAGUGUUUAUGUAAAUGCUUGAAUUUUUAUGGAAUUCAGUUUAUGGUUCUUGCGUCUUUUUUUUUUUCAUUUUUGGGGGGUUAGACUCAGUAACUUAAGACAAUAGAGUGAAUCUGACAUGAACUCAUGCAGAGUACAACUCUCGCUCACUCUGUUGCUGCUCGGGUUUUCAAAGUGACUUGCAUAACCGAGAAACGAGCAACUGGCUUUUUAACACAAGACUUCACAUCACGUCCUUUUAAUAGUCGCAGUGUUAACGACAUAAAAGCCUGGGUCUGUACAUUGUGACAUACAAUUAUUUCCUACAAUGUAUGAAAUAUGUAGUGCAGCACCAAAUAAAGGCUUAGUCCUAUAAAUAUGUUUGCCGUUUGUGGCCAAGGGCGUUUGAGAAUGUCUUUGGCGCCAGCAGCUCUAAAGCAAGUAUUGACUGUGUACCAAUUUACUCGAGUCUGAAAUGUUUUCAAAUCUCUACUAUAAGCUGUACAGCCACUUCUGGCUUCAAAUCUAAAAGAUAAAUGAGAACAAUUGCCUUUGCUGCACAGUUUAAUUAGUAUCUGUUCAAACUCAAAUUUAACAAGACUAGAUUAGAUUUUGAUACAAUUCUUGUCUUAACUAUUUUGUACUAAUAAUUCAAAUCUGGUGCAAGAAAACAUUUCCAAACAAGGUUUGAAGUUGUGAUGUGACAAACAGAAUGGAGAAACAUUUCUUAGGUGCUGUGUGUAUUUGGUUACUGGUGCUACAGCUUCAGAAUGCCAAAAGAACCGUAGGGUAACAUGAGACACUGCUCACAUAAACCUGUUAAAAGGCUAUGAAAGCAGAUUCAUAAAAGUAUUAAAAUGCAAACUAUAAAAUGUGUCAAGAUUGAUGAAACUGAUCCACUUAAAAUGUUCUUGGACAUUAUAGUUCAGUGCACUGAUGACUCUGGCAAAAAAGUGGUUAUUUAAUAGUUAUAGACAAAUAAACCAGAUUUAUUUUAUCACUUCUAAACAGAGUGAGAAACCAAUUCAGUUUGUGAUCCUUUGGAAUAAUAAAUAUUUUCUUGAUUUUUUUUUUGUCUAUUAAAUGUUUAACUUAAUUGAUAUACCCUAAAAUACUACUAAAGAUUUUUCCAUGGAUCUUUGAGACAGAGGUAAAUGAAUUACUUUUUUAAUCCAUUUUUUUUUAAUGAAAGACAAUUUAACAAAAAAAGAUGCUCCUUUAUAUUGCUUUAUUAUGUAUUGAGAGAUAGAUAUCUCAUUUAAGGGUAUGAAAAAACGUAGAGCCUCAAUAUAAAUGUUUUAAAUGUAGACAGAAGUGAUAUGUUUCUUAAGUGAAUGUUUUUGGAACGGAUGGAUCAGGUAGAAAAAAUGCUUCUGCAAUUGUCCAUACCAUACACAAGCAAAACAUUUGGAAACUUUUCCUAAAAGCACUGUCUGCAUCAGCAAAGCAUUCAUGUUUAACUCAUUACCAUUUCUGAUAUUCAGUGUGUAUUAUGUUGGAAGUUGUUAGAAGACACCUGGUUCUCUGACCCUUGCUGAGGGACAUUUCACCAAAUAGUACCGGGGUGCAUAAAUGUUUUAGUUUUCCUCUUGGAAUAGAGAAAGUCUGCUAUAAAUUUAAAUUAACUUGUUUUUAAAAUUCUCCAAAGUUGACUAAAGAACUGCAAAAAUAAAUCAUUAAAAGGCUCAGAUAUAGCAACGUGAUGAUGAUGAUGAGUGUUUGUAAAUUUUUGUUUGUUUAGUUAGGUAUCUAUCCAUGUCCCGUCUCUGUUAAUAGACACAACACACCAGGAACAUCCACAGCAGCGUGGUGUCUUUGAAAAAUCCCAACCCUGAAAAAAUAUAUAUAAAAAGAGCGUUAUCAGAGAUCCUGUUGCAGAUAGUGACCCUGCUGCAAGCUGAGAGGCCUGGCAGCUGUUUGAUACCCUGAUGUGAUUCAGUUUUUUUAUUAUUAUUAUUUAUUUAUGGAGCAUUAAAUAUACCCCAGGAGGUAAAAAAUUGUCGAUAUAACGUUUUCUGUGUGUGUAGGUGUCCAUGUUGUAAAAGUUUUGCAGAUUUAUGAGAUGCUUUAUUUGUGGACUGGACUUUUUUCUCCCAUAUCCAUGUCUGCUGUGGUUAGUGUGCAAGGAUGCACCUCUGCAGGCCUUGAAGAACGACUACCUGAAGCCAUUCUGUCAUCCACCAUUUUUUUUUCUAAUUAAAGCAGGCUCUAAUA